AUGGCGGAGUGCGCCCGCAGCGUGCUCGCGUCGCUGCUGAAGCCGGAGGAGGGGGAGCCCCGGCUGGCGUGUCUCAUCCUCGACUGCACACUCACAGGCAUCCAGAAGGUGGCCGUCGGCCUUGGGAUACCGACGCUCGUCCUGCAGACAAGCAGCGCGGCCUGGUUCCGAUUGAUCAGGUCCUACGACAUGCUCUACGAGAAGGGCUAUUUGCCAGCUCAAAGUCUGUAG
Messenger RNA from Miscanthus lutarioriparius, 231 nucleotides. Lineage: Eukaryota; Viridiplantae; Streptophyta; Magnoliopsida; Poales; Poaceae. The record is from the annotation of a GenBank genome assembly.